ACAUAAUUACUAUCCUUAAUUGCUUAUUACGAAGAAAAUUCGUUACUUUUAUUUUACUUUUCUGAAGUAGAACAUAGCCAUUUAGUUCCGAUCCUGACUCUAUUCGAUUUUGUAAUUGAAAAGAAAAUGGCAGAAGAUUUGAUUAAAAGAUAUCAACCAGUGAGAUUGAAAUAUUUUGCAUGCACAACAAAUGAUACUCACAGAUCCAUCCGUCCACCCAUCAUUCUCUUGCAUGGGAUGUUUGGAGGGAGUUCUUCUUGGAAUAGAAUCAAGUGUGAGCUCAGUAACAGGACGAGGCGAAAGGUGUUUUCUGUUGACCUGAGAAACCAUGGGGAGAGUGAAUAUUCAGAUGAGUUCACACUCCAACACUUGACGUCAGAUCUUCUUCAGUUCAUGAGGGAUCAGAACAUCCCCCGAGCAAUACUGAUUGGUCACAGUGUUGCUGGAAGAGCUUGCAUCCAAUUGGCUCUUUUGAAGCCCGAGAUGGUGGAGCAGCUGGUGGUGGAGGAUAUUUCCAUCAGUGAUGUGUCUGACAGCAAAAGAAUUGCACUGAAGAAUCUUAUAUCAAACAUGCAAAAAGUGGUCUCCCAACUUCCCGUUUACAUGAGUCUCAAUGACGCCCACAACAUGAUACAGCGCCUCAUGCAGAAACACAUGGUUCACUUCGCGGCCAAUGGAGAGACAUCGGCUUUGGAAAAGGCUUUGCUAUUUAAAAAGAAUUCUUCGACAGGAGCCUUCGAGUUCUGUUUCAAUGUGAAUGUACUCCUCAAAAGUCUGGACUCUAUACAUCUUCUGAGGAAUGAUCUUUCCGGUGAUCCCGUUUACCUUGAUAAAGCUCUUUUCUUAAGCGGCCAGCACUCCGUCAUCCCAUUAGACGAAGACAGAGAUCUGAUAUUGAAGCAUUUUCCCCGAGCACAGUUUGCAGUGGUGAAUAAAGGUUAUCAUUGCACACAUGCCGAAAGUCCGACAGAGUUUGUCAGAAUAGUCUCCGAUUUUUUGACGUCAGAAGAAGAAAGACUGUAAAAGAUGCAUUGCGGAAACUAAUGACUCACUUUAAAUGCUGUUGAUAAAUUCAAUAUAAAAAGUUGUGUGGAAACUGA
Molecule: messenger RNA, 1100 nt
Organism: Parasteatoda tepidariorum (common house spider)
Lineage: Eukaryota; Metazoa; Arthropoda; Arachnida; Araneae; Theridiidae
Product: sn-1-specific diacylglycerol lipase ABHD11
Biological process (GO): lipid metabolic process
Cellular component (GO): mitochondrion
Molecular function (GO): carboxylic ester hydrolase activity
Source: RefSeq, a predicted model, not a curated record